Messenger RNA from Eucalyptus grandis, 1697 nucleotides. RefSeq names its product geraniol 8-hydroxylase. The transcript has 2 exons. The record is from RefSeq and is a predicted model, not a curated record. NCBI's taxonomy places the organism in Eukaryota, Viridiplantae, Streptophyta, Magnoliopsida, Myrtales, Myrtaceae. Bases 98 to 1585 code for a protein of 495 amino acids. Gene Ontology annotation, molecular function: iron ion binding; heme binding; oxidoreductase activity, acting on paired donors, with incorporation or reduction of molecular oxygen.
AAACACCGGAACGGAUCGUCCGACAAGACCCCCGAACUUUCACUUUCCUUUGUUGUGAUAUUUCCAAUUCCGAUCACCAAAGCCACAGCAUUCUGCAAUGGAACUCUACCUCGUCCUCUUCCUCAUCUCCCUCCUCCUCUUCCUCAAACCCUUCCUCCUCCCAUCUAAACCCAGGAACCUCCCCCCCGGCCCGGCCGGCCUCCCCUUCCUCGGCUCGCUCCUCCAGCUCGGCGCCCGGCCCCAUGAAUCCCUCUUCAACAUGGCCAGGCGCCACGGCCAAGUCAUGACCCUCCGCCUUGGCUUGGUGACCAGCGUCGUGGUCUCGUCCCCGGAGGCCGCCCGGGAGACCCUUCAGAAGCACGAUGAGAACUUCUCCGACCGGGCGGUCCCCGACGUGAUCACCGCGCAGCCGAACCCGGAGUUCACCCUCGCAUGGGUCCCGGGCGACCAGCGGUGGCGGGCACGGCGCCGCGUGUGCAGCACCCAGAUGUUCACCGCCCAGCGCCUGGACGCCCUCCAGCACCUGCGCCACCAGAAGGUCCACCAACUCGUCACCCACAUCAAGAAAUCCUGCGAUCCGGGCAGAGAGGUCGACAUAGGCCAAUUGGCCUUCGCCACGACUUUGAACCUCAUGUCGAGCACCAUGUUCUCGAUUGACAUCGUCGACCCGGAAUUCCAAACGGCUCAGGAGUUCAAGGACCUGGUGUGGAGGAUCAUGGAGGAUGCCGGGAAGCCGAACCCGUCCGACUAUUUCCCUGCGGUCAGGCGGUUCGAUCUGCUAGGCGUGAAGCGGCACAUCCAGCCGGCCUACAUGAGGUUGCACGAGAUAUUCGACGAGAUCAUCGACAAGCGUUUGAAAGAAAGGGCGACGGGCUCGCCGGGAUCGUCGAAGAGCGGCGAUUUCUUGGAUGUGCUUCUGGAUCAGUGCGAAGAGGAGGGGUCCGAGUUUACCCGACAAAGCAUCAAGCCAGUGAUCCUGGAUCUAUUCAUCGCCGGAAGCGACACAUCUGCGCUCACAACGGAAUGGGCGAUGGCGGAACUCCUACACAAUCCGAGCCUCCUCCAAAGAUCAAGAGAUGAACUCACUGCGGCCAUUGGCACCGAAAGGCCGGUUCAAGAGUCGGACACCCGCCACCUCCCGUAUCUCCAAGCCAUCGUCAAGGAGACGCUCCGUCUGCACCCGGCGGUGCCUCUCCUCCUCCCUUACAAAUCCAAGAAUGACGCGGAAGUGUGCGGGUACGUCAUCCCGAAAGGCAUGCAAGUCCUGGUGAACGCAUGGGCCAUAGGGCGGGACCCGAGCUAUUGGGAAGACCCAUUGUCGUUUACGCCCGAGCGGUUCCUGGGGUCGAACGUGGAUUACAAAGGCAGGGAUUUCGAGUAUAUCCCGUUCGGUGCAGGCCGGAGGAUCUGCCCCGGAUUGCCGCUCGCUAUCCGGAUGGUUCAUCUCAUGGUGGCUUCGCUGGUUCAAUCUUUUAAUUGGAAACUUCCUGAGGGAAUGGCGCCCGAGAGUUUGGAUAUGCAAGAGCAAUUUGGUGUUACAUUGAGAAAGGCCACACCUUUAAGAGCAAUUCCUAGUUUGGUUUGAAAAGGAAGUUGUUGUGAUUGAUCCUUGAUGACUUGAUUUGGCGUUUCGAAGAGAUUUUAAAGGACCGUUUGUGCUUCCAAUGCUUCAAUCAACUAUGAUUCACUUGUUUAAA